GUAUCUCUUGAAUGUUAAUUCGAAACUGAUCUCGAAAUGUGGAUUUUAUUGUAUUUCUUGUUUGCGAUUCCCGCCUUGCUGGCUUACAUUUUAUAUCGCAACUUGAACUAUUGGAGGCAUCGUGGAAUACCCCAAGAGCCACCGCAUCCACUUUACGGCAACAUUGAAGGAUUUAAAAAGAAUCGAGUAUUGCACCAUAUUCACCAGGAAUAUUACAACAAAUUCCGCAAAUCUGGCUUUCCAUUUGUGGGCUUUCAUUUCCUGCAUAGGCGAAGUGCCUACAUAAUCGACACCAAGUUGGCCAAGAACGUUCUCAUUAAGGACUUUGCCAACUUUACCGAUCGCGGUCUCUUCCACAAUGAACGUGACGAUCCACUUUCUGCGCAUCUAUUCAACUUGGAUGGCAAGCGUUGGAAGGAGAUGAGACAGAGACUGUCCCCCACUUUUACCUCAGGCAAAAUGAAGUUCAUGUUUCCCACUGUAAUUAAAGUUUCCGAGGAAUUUGUCAAGGUUAUGUUUGAACAAGUUCCUGCCCAAUCCGAAGGUUCGAUUAUUGAGAUCAAAGAGCUUAUGGCCCGAUUCACCACGGACGUCAUUGGAUGCUGUGCCUUCGGAAUUGAGUGCAAUACUCUUCGCACUCCCGAAACCGACUUCCGUGCCAUGGCACAGAAAUCCCUUACCCAGCUUCGUAACGGAAAACUCCUUACGUUUCUCAUCUUCAGUUUCCCCAAUCUGGCCCGUAAGCUACGAUUGAGAAAGACUUGCGACGAAGUUCACGAGUUCUUCAUGAGAUUGGUUCAGGACACAAUGGCAUACAGGGAAAAGGAGAAGAUCAAGCGCAACGACUUUAUGGAGAUGCUGAUCGAGAUGAAGCAGAGGGGAAGUUACACUCUGGAAAGUGGUGAAGUUGUCAAGGGAUUAAACAUUGGUGAACUGGCAGCCCAAGUCUUUGUCUUCUAUUUGGCUGGAUUCGAGACUUCCUCAUCCACCAUGAGCUACUGUUUAUAUGAGCUUGCCCAGCAUACGGAUAUACAAGACAAACUAAGAGAAGAGGUUUUGAGUGUGCUGGAGAAUCACAAUGGAGAAUUGACCUAUGAGUGCAUCAAGGAUAUGCAUUACUUGGAUCAAGUCAUAUCGGAAACACUGCGGCUUUAUACGAUUGUACCCCAUCUUGAACGCAAGGCAAUGAAUGAUUACGUUGUUCCUGGUCAUCCAAAGUUGGUGAUAAAGAAGGGCACUCCGGUAAUAAUACCUGCAGCUGCCUAUCAUCGGGAUGAAGAUCUAUAUCCUGAUCCAGAGAAGUUCGAUCCGGACAGAUUCUUAGCUGACGAAGUCGCUGCUCGUGACUCUGUCGAGUGGUUGCCUUUUGGAGAUGGCCCAAGGAAUUGUGUGGGAAUGCGUUUUGGCCAAAUGCAAACACGUGUUGGCCUGGCCCAGCUAAUAAGGAACUUUAGAUUCUCGGUGUGCGAAAAGACUGAAAUACCCCUUAACUAUGAUCCGAGGACUUUUGUCUUGGGCACAGUUAAUGGCAUCAAUUUGCGAGUGGAGCUUGUUUAGAGAUUAAGUUUUAUAUUUGGUAUAGUAAAUACUAGUUGUGUAAGCAAUAAAAUAAAGUGUAUUUGACUUGGAGGUAAUUGAUAAACAUGAUUAAUAAAUAAAUCAACAUUUCAA
This is a messenger RNA of Drosophila innubila, 1671 nucleotides long. Its product is annotated as cytochrome P450 6a2-like. The transcript has 2 exons. Gene Ontology annotation, molecular function: iron ion binding; heme binding; oxidoreductase activity, acting on paired donors, with incorporation or reduction of molecular oxygen. NCBI's taxonomy places the organism in Eukaryota, Metazoa, Arthropoda, Insecta, Diptera, Drosophilidae. The record is from RefSeq and is a predicted model, not a curated record. The coding region runs from base 37 to 1557 and encodes 506 amino acids.